CCUCCACUGUCCAAGGUUCCACUCCCACCACUUGCUUUCCACAAUCAUUUGCUUACACUUCUUCCUUCUCCUUUUCACCACCACCACAUCCCGUUAAUGCCAAUACCUGCUAAUUAGAUUUUGUUCCCCUUACAAACUCUCUCAAUCUCUCUAACAUGGCAGCUGAUCAUAGCUAUCCACUGUGUCUACUAGGAGUCAUGGAUCGUCUUUGGUUUCACAAAAUCAUUUUGUUCUCAGAACCCACUGCUGCUCCAAAAACCCUUAAGCAACCUCAGCUCAUGACAACAGAAUCUCUUACAUGCCCAUCGACAUCAAGCAUCACUUUAGCAACUCCUCCUAAUGAAGAAUUCUUAUCAUCUCCUUCAGUCCCUCUUCUUGAAGACCUGCAAAUCUCUCCUGCAGAGUCACCUACAACCACUCCGCUGGAUAUUGACUCCAGCAACGAGGAGGAGGAGGAGGAGGAGGAAGAUAAGGAUAUUAACCAGAAAGAAAGGCGAAUGAGAUUGAGUCUUGCACAAAGAAGUACUCGUUCACAUUCUUCAUCACCAUCAACUCAAAAACGUCCCAAAUAUUUUAGACGUUCAGGCUCGUUGACGAUCCUGCCGAAAUCCAUGAGCUGCAGGAGCUUGGGAGAGUUAGAACUUGAAGAAGUUAAAGGGUUCAUGGAUCUUGGUUUCAUAUUCAAAAAAGAAUACUUGAGUCCAAGAAUGAUGAGUGUUGUCCCUGGAUUGCAAAGACUUGGACUGUACCAAAAUAGACAGAACAUAAAUCUCAGAGACAGUAAAGAAGCUGAAGAUCAUGAUGAACUAAUUAGAAAACAAGAGGAGGACGAAGAGAAAGGUAUUAUUAGACCAUAUCUAUCAGAAUCUUGGCUAAUAAAGAGACCCGAUUCACCGUUAUUAAAUCUAAGGGUGCCAAGAGUAUCUGUAGCUGCUGACAUGAAAAUACACCUGAAGUUCUGGGCCAGAACUGUUGCAUCUGAAAUUCAGCCAGAAUCUUGACAAAAUGUGCAGGUUCUUUCCAGCUGAAAUCGUAGGAGCUACUACCAAGCAAAUUCUGAUACUCGAAACAUCAACAACUCAUUUAUCUUGAGAAUAGAUUAUUUCUAGUCCAACGACAGCUGCAACUGUAAAAAAAACAAGCUUGACUUGUAUGUGUUGAUUGAUAUAUAAAUAAAAAGAGGUGGUGAAAAUGUA
Messenger RNA from Populus trichocarpa (black cottonwood), 1196 nucleotides. RefSeq lists its product as uncharacterized. Bases 156 to 1001 code for a protein of 281 amino acids. Lineage: Eukaryota; Viridiplantae; Streptophyta; Magnoliopsida; Malpighiales; Salicaceae. The transcript is spliced from 2 exons. The record is from RefSeq and is a predicted model, not a curated record.